Messenger RNA from Ostrea edulis (European flat oyster), 1895 nucleotides. Its product is annotated as cysteine and histidine-rich domain-containing protein 1-like. The coding region runs from base 109 to 1083 and encodes 324 amino acids. NCBI's taxonomy places the organism in Eukaryota, Metazoa, Mollusca, Bivalvia, Ostreida, Ostreidae. The record is from RefSeq and is a predicted model, not a curated record. The transcript has 9 exons.
AUCGUCUCUGGUACGGUUUUACAUUUUAUGUUCUUCUCCACAUAUCCGAUACCGAGUACCGACGAUACGACAAAGAAACUUCGAGAUUUUUAUUGAACAAAUCUCAAAAUGACUGAGCUUGUUCACUGUUACAACAAAGGAUGUGGUCAAAAAUUUGAUCUAGCAAAUAACAAAGAAGAUAGCUGUACAUUUCAUCCGGGACAACCAGUGUUCCAUGAUGCUCUGAAAGGGUGGUCCUGCUGUAAAAAAAGAAGCACUGAUUUCACAGAAUUCCUCAACACUCCAGGUUGCUCUAAGGGCUGUCACACCAAUGUCAAACCACCAGAACCAGUCAAGGAAGAAAAAAAACUAGAUAACAAAGAUGAUGUGAUUGAGGUGAAGAUGCCAGAGCCCAAAAAGCCCCGGGACCCCUCAGCCAGACCGCCAUUAGAUGAACCCCUCGCCCCAUUAAAAGUUAACAUCGCUCCGACACUCAAACAGGCCCUGGAGAAACACAUGGAUAACCUCAGUCUACAAACAGCUGAAGAUAAAACCGACUCAAAAGAAGUGAAAGUUGGCACAUCAUGUAAAAACAAUGGGUGUAAAGGGUGUUACCAACGAGAAGAAAGCAACUCAGAGAGAUGUUUGUAUCACCCAGGGUAUCCAGUUUUUCAUGAGGGCAUGAAGUUUUGGACAUGUUGCAAUAGGAAGACCUCAGAAUUUGACCUGUUUUUAGCCCAGGAAGGCUGUGAAACAGGGCAACAUUUAUGGAUCAAACCUGAAGUUGAGGGGGAGAAGAAGUCGUGUCGAUUUGACUGGCAUCAAACUCCGUCUACUGUAUCCCUGUCUGUGUUUGCCAAAGUUGCAGUUCCUGAAAAAUGUUGUAUAACGACCAACAGAGUGCGCUGCAUUAUUAAAAUUGUAUUUGAGGGAGGAAAUAGUCUCUUUGAGAAAGAUCUAAUAUUAAGAGAAGAAAUAAUUCCAGAGAAGAGCGUAGUGAAAAUGAUGGGAACAAAAGUAGAAAUCAACUUAAAGAAGUUGGAAUCAUUCAGCUGGCCAACUUUAGAGUUUCCGGUGAAUCCAUCCGAGAAUGGCAAGUCGUAACGCUGGGAGGAAUGUAGUUCAAACAGUCAGGAAAGAGAGAUAAAAACUGUGAUACCAGACCAGAUAAAGGUUGCAUUAAGCAUGUUAACCUUCCUUAGAAGAUGCAUGUCAACUCAGGAUAUGAGGACAUGAAGACAAAUUGCCGUCAGUUGCUGAAAAACUUUAGGUUUUUUCUUGAUUUAAAUGUAUUGCAGCAUUGUUUAUUUUCUGUUUCCAAAAGUAAUACAAGAAUUUCUACUGAAUCAGAGAAUUUAGAAAUGUAUAGAUUGAGAUGUUCCUCAGUUCUUUUGAAUGCUAUUAGAUCCAGGAAUUUUAGUUCCAAUGUGUUUACUGUCAUUUUGGUUGGAUUCUGUACUAAAUGAUAAUAAAUCAUUUGUGUAAAGAGCAAUUUAUUUAUUUAUAUAUAUAUUUUUUUUUUUUUUUUUGUAAAAGAAACAAAAAUGAUACAUGUCAUUUAAAACAGAUCUUAUCAUUAAUCUAAGUCCUUUGGUCUGCAAAUUGUAAUCCACACAAUACAUAUAUAAUGAUACUGUUUUUUUAAAUCAAAUAGAUAAACAUGUAUAUGUUUAAAUCAUUGACAUUUUUUUUAAAACAGUACAUGUACAUAAAGAAACCAAAAACUGCCAUAUGAGGGGUUCAUAUUACAACCCCCAUGACAGCACUACAGGAGGACAGGGUCCCUCCUCGUAGUGGGAACUUCUUACAAAAUAGAUGUAUACAAAAAGAUUAUUACAAGUACAAUUAUAUUUGAUAUAGUUGUUGGUGAUCAAUUCAAUAUUUUCAGAAACUAAUAUGGAAGCAUUAAGUAUGCA